CGAGUGAAGCUUCACUCGGUGGCUGGCCGGCGUGCGCGCAACAUGGAGCGUUCUGUCGCGCUCCUACUUUUAUAUAUAAGCGUCGCGCGCGCAGAAAUAUUGACACCCCCGUAUUUUAACUUAGCACUCGGAAAGAAAAUUACCGCAACGGCGACGUGCGGCGAUGAAGGUUCGGAGCUCUACUGUAAACUUGCCGGCGCCAACGCCGACCACGACGAACAUGUGAUACAAGGACAGGUUUGCGACAUUUGUGAUGCCAACAAUGAAGCAAAGAAACAUCCACCGGAGUACGCAGUCGACAGCAUGGAGACCUGGUGGCAGAGUCCGCCCCUGUCGAGAGGAAUGAAGUACAACGAAGUCAACUUGACUAUUGACCUCGGUCAAGAAUUCCAUGUAGCGUACGUUUUUGUUCAAAUGGGCAACUCACCCCGCCCUGGACUCUGGGUAUUGGAAAAGUCAACUGAUUAUGGGAAAACCUUCAAACCUUGGCAAUAUUUCUCAGAUUCACCUCAAGAUUGCGAAAGAUUUUUCGGAAAAGAGAGCUUGCAGCCAAUAACAAGAGAUGACUCUGUUAUCUGCAGCACUGAAUAUUCUAAAAUUGUUCCCUUAGAAGGAGGAGAGAUUCCUAUCUCACUUCUAAAUUACCGGCCGUCAUCUAACAAAUACUUUGACUCGCCUGUUCUACAAGAAUGGACAAGGGCAACUAACGUGAGACUUCGGCUUCUCCGAACAAAAAAUUUACUCGGACAUCUCAUGUCUGUGGCAAGACAAGAUCCUACUGUAACGAGACGAUACUUUUACAGUAUCAAAGACAUCAGUAUCGGCGGUCGUUGCAUGUGCAAUGGUCAUGCAGACAAUUGCGACCCUGCCGACCCUCAGAGCAAUACCAACAUCUUGGUGUGUCGUUGCCAACAUAACACAUGCGGACCACAAUGUGCCGCUUGCUGUCCAGGUUUUGAACAAAAGAAAUGGCGCAUUUCACAAAAUUGGAAUAGAUUCGCUUGCGAACCUUGUAAUUGCCAUAAUCACACAACUGAAUGUGUUUACGACCCUGAGAUCGACGAGAAGCGUCUCUCCUUGGAUAUUCAUGGCAAUUACGAGGGCGGUGGCGUCUGUAAGAACUGCCAACACAAUACUGAGGGCAUUAACUGCAAUAAAUGCCAACCAACGUACUUCAGGCCCUAUGGAAAGAAAUGGGAUGAAAUCGACGUAUGUCAGCCUUGUAAUUGCGAUCUGCACUACUCGACCGGUAAUUGUGAAGAAGAAACAGGUCGUUGUGAAUGCAGACGUGAAUUUAAUCCACCUAACUGCGAUUCUUGUGCCUAUGGAUAUUUUGACUAUCCGAAUUGUAAACCGUGUACAUGUAAUUUGAACGGUACAGAGGGUGAUAAUUGCACACCAACAGAUGGCUUAUGUCCAUGCAAAUACAAUUAUGCAGGAAAAUCUUGUGAAAUUUGUCAAGACGGCUUUUAUUCACCCGAAUGUAAAAAUUGCGAGUGUAAUUCAGUGGGAUCCGUAUCUCACGUUUGCGACAAAGAAACUGGCAACUGUACUUGUAAGAGUAAAUACAGCGGCCGCACUUGCAAUCAGUGUGAAGCUGGUUACUUCAACUAUCCUACAUGUAAACACUGCAACUGUGACACCAGUGGAACAGAAGCUAGCAUUUGUGAUGACGUCAGCGGUCAAUGUAUCUGCAAAGAUGGAUUUGGCGGUGCACGAUGUGACCAAUGUCUUUCUGGAUACUAUAUGGAGGUAAAAGGCCGUGAACGUCUCUGUGUGCCGUGCAACUGCUCACCAACUGGCUCCACAUCUACCAGUUGCUCCGCUGAUGGCAAAUGUAACUGCCUCUCAAACUUUGGAGGAAAACAAUGCGAUCAAUGCUCGCCUGGUUAUUACAAAUACCCUGAAUGUUUACCUUGCAACUGCGAUGUGUCUGGUUCCAUUGGCUCAACGUGCGACGACAACGGCCUCUGUCAUUGCAAACCAAACUUCGAUGGAGCGAAAUGUGACAAGUGCAAGGAACAAUUCUAUAACUACCCAGCUUGUGAGGAGUGUAAUUGUGAUCCUAGAGGUGUUAUAGCCUCAUUUGCAGGUUGCGGGUCCGUGCCUGCUGGUGAGCUAUGCCAAUGCAAGGAUCGUGUGCAAGGUCGCAUCUGUAACGAUUGUAAAGCCUUAUUCUGGAACUUGCAAGAAUACAAUCCUCUGGGAUGCGAAGAAUGCAGUUGCUAUCUGGCUGGCACGCUGGGUGGGUUGGGCGCGUGCGAUACCCGUUCGGGUCAGUGCACGUGCAAGAUGAACGUCGACGGCUCUCAGUGUGAUCAGUGUCAAAGCGGCUUCUACAAUCUGCAGAACAACAAUCUUUUUGGAUGUACCGAGUGUGACUGCGAUAUCGGCGGUUCCAUCGACAACAACUGCGACAAGAGCACUGGUCAAUGCCGCUGUCACUCGCGCGUCGACGGCCGACGCUGCGACCGUCCUAUCCGCGCCCAUUACUUCCCCACUCUUCACCAGUUCCAGUACGAAGUCGAAGAAGGUCUAACACAAUCCGGUCCAGUCCGAUACAGAGAUUCAGAAGAAGUCUUCCCGGGUUAUUCCUGGAAGGGAUAUGUUGUAUUUUCUGUGCUCCAGAACGAAGUAAUUAACGUGGUACAUAUCGGCAAAUCGUCUUUGUACCGGAUGGUGUUAAAAUACGCCAAUCCUCUACGUGACUUAGUAACCACCUCGAUUAUUAUAACACCAGAAAGCGUUGUGGAUACGCAGCAAACGUUCAAUGUAUAUUUGCGACCUACUGAACAGCCCCAGCUGGUAACUGUAACAUUGGAAAAAGGCAAUGCACCAGCACCGUUUGUAAUGAACGCCGGCAACUGGACUGUCACAAUCAAGACAACGAGAGAAGUUAUGAUUGACUACUUUGUACUGAUACCUGAGGCAUACUAUGAAGCGACUGUUCUAACUAAAUUAGUUGACAAACCCUGCGCGAUUGGAGAACGCAAUCUUUGUCGCCAUUUUGCUUACCCAAGUCUCAACGGAUUCCCUACAGCCAACAUAACAACUCUAAUAACACCAGUCACUGAAUAUGUCAACAAUCCAGAGCAACUAAGAGAGUACAACUUAGGGCCAGCUGAUAUCCCACUAUUGAUCAGUGAUCAAAGUGAACUACAAUACGACAUGAACAUCGAACCAAACGGACCUUACAUUCUUGUAAUUGAAUACGUUACACCAGUUAAUAAUACAGGAAGUGGUGCUCAAAUUGAUGUAACUAUAUCAAAUGUAACAGACGAUUACAGUCCAAAAGGAAUUAUUACUAUUCGUUUCCAAUCCGGUGAUGGGCCUGAGAUGGGUGCGAUUGUGAACCUAAACGAUUGUCCUUACACUACUCCUUGCAGACAAGUUGUAGCUGAUGAUCUCUCAAAGAUCAUAACUGAGAAUGUUAUGGAUCCCAACAACGUUGUCUACCUAGAGGGUGACACUGAUACUCUAGUUGGAAUAAAAUCGAUAGUAGCAAUUCCUGAAGCAAUCUGGCAUCUUGACUACAUAACACCUCGUCCGUUCUGUUUGAGACGUAAUGGUAAAUGCAGUCCGGGAGUGUUCGCGGCGGCAGUGGACUCAAAAAAAGUUGAAAUGGAAGCAGGUACGGGCGGGGGCCACUACACUCGACCCUCCAUACUCGAUAAUUCAACAUCAGUUGUUUAUCUGGAUCCAACCUCGGAACCUAUUAAGUUGGAAUCUAAAGUUCCUACACCCGGAGACUACGUCUUUGUCGUACAUUACUUCCAGCCUAAUAAUCCAGAGAGCAAUGCAGAAAUAACUGUCACUAUCGAUGACCAGAAAUACGAAGCAUCUUUACCCAUAGAACAUUGCCCGUCUAAUUCUGGAUGCAGAGCUCUAAUAACACUGGCCAAUGGAAAUACACAAUUUUCUGUUAACGAAAACUUCACAUUAAAUUUCAAGGGUAACACAAGUAAAGGAGUUUGGUUGGAUUACGUCCUAGUUAUAGAGAAACCAGACUACAUGGACACAGCGAUUAAAGAAGCAAACACACUCGAUUACACAAGAGAGUUUAUUGAAAAUUGCGCUAUGAAUCAUUAUUAUAUAAAUCCCAAUGAAACUGGUUUCUGUCGAGACGCAAUGUUCUCUAUCACCGCCGAAUACAACAGCGGAGCGCUGAGUUGCCUUUGCGACUUCAUGGGUUCUACAGAGCUGGAAUGUAACACAUUCGGUGGACAAUGUCCGUGUAAGCCCAACGUUAUCGGACGAACUUGCAGCGCUUGCAAAACUGGUUUCUACGGUUUCCCUAACUGCAAACCUUGCAAUUGUCCACUGACCGCCAUUUGUGAUGAUAACGGUCAAUGUAUUUGCCCAAAGAAUGUGGAAGGCGACAAUUGUGAUCGUUGUAGGCCGUUCACCUUUAACUUCGACGUGCAGCGCGGUUGUGAUGACUGCAACUGCAAUCCUCUCGGUGUAGUCGGCAACCAACUACAGUGCGAGGCAGACAGUGGUAACUGCGAUUGUAAAGACAACGUAAUAGGAAGGACCUGUGAUCACUGUGUACCUGGCCAUUAUGCAUUCCCCGAUUGCUUAGAAUGUACAUGCAACUUGUACGGCACCACUGAAGACGUGUGCGAUCAAAACACUGCCCAGUGUUAUUGUAAAAAGCACGUCAGGGGUCAAGCAUGUGACACUUGCAAAGAUGAAUACUUCAACUUGCAACCAGACAAUCCCGAUGGUUGUACAAAAUGUUACUGUUUCGGCAAGACAACAAGGUGCACCAGCUCGUAUUUGACGUGGGCUGAGAUUAGUGGUAUGAGCGAUUGGUACCUAGUAAACGUCGAAGUGAACCGCACUCUGAACAUUUUCCCGUACACCAUUGCCCCUACUAUUUUGAACGAAACGGUAAUCGGCGCUGAACUCGUAAGUAGUGACGAUGAAGACCAAAAACUAGUUUACUUUGGUGCCCCGGAAUAUUAUCUCGGACAACGUCUGACGUCAUACGGAGGAUAUCUCACAUACAAUGUUUUUUACACCACACGAGAUGAUGGAUUUGCCGUGAUUGAAGCUGACGUUAUUAUUGGUGGUGCUAACGGAUACAUAGUACACAACAGCGUAGAGCAACCACCAUCAGUUGUCAACUGGAGACACAGCGUCAGAAUAAGCGAGGAUGAAUUCACAAACCUGGAUGGUUCUGCGGUCACCAGAGAUCAAUUUAUGAACAUACUUGUUAAUGUAACCAGUAUUUACAUUCGAGCAACUUAUUGGCAUCAACCUGUGACAACAAGAUUGAUGGGUGUAAGUUUGGAUGUCGCUGUAGAAGACUUUGCUGACGGUAGACAAGCUUCAUCUGUAGAAGACUGCCAAUGCCCCAAAGCUUAUCGUGGUCUAUCGUGCGAACAGUGUGCUGAAGGCUAUUACAGACUUAGUUCCGGACCCCAUGCCGGAUUCUGCGUACCAUGCCAAUGUAACGGACAUUCAAACGAAUGUGAUGUCAAUACUGGUAUUUGUCUGGAAUGUACGGACUAUACAAUGGGAGAUCACUGCGAGCAAUGCAUUCCUGGUUACCAUGGCGACGCGACGGUUGGCACGCCUCACGAUUGCCUCAUCUGCGCUUGCCCAAUGCCCUACCCAUCUAACAACUUUGCCAUUGGCUGUGAAUUAAGUGGGAAUGGUUCCCUGAUCUCUUGUGAUUGUAAACCCGGCUAUGCUGGCGCAAGAUGUGAAUACUGUGCGGCAGGAUACUAUGGCAUUCCCGAAAAUAUUGGCGAUUAUUGUAAACCUUGCAACUGUUCGGGUAACAUCAACCCUGAAGAUCCCAGCUCGUGCGACAGCAUCACUGGUGACUGUCUCAAGUGUGUCAACAACACCGCUGGAGCCGCUUGUAAUCUAUGUGCCCCAGGUUUCUUCGGAGAUGCCAUAUUUUCUAAGAACUGCACAGCUUGCGUGUGCGACGAGUUUGGAAUGGAGCGUUGUGACCCCACUACUGGUACUUGCGUAUGCCGGCCGGGAGUAAUUGGAGACAAGUGUGACCGUUGCGCGCCCGAUCAUUGGGGCCUCAAUAGCGGUCAGGGCUGUACCCCGUGUUCCUGCGCACUCGCCUCCGAGUCUUCACAGUGCGAUGAUAAUACUGGACAAUGCAGAUGUGCAAAAGGAGUCACCGGAAAACAAUGCGACCAAUGUGCUGCUGGCUAUUGGAACUAUACCAAAUACGGAUGCGAUCAUUGUAAUUGUAAUACUGGAUACUCUCUUGGAUUCAUGUGCAACGCCACUGGCCAGUGCGAGUGUCUACCGGGUGUCAUAGGAGAAAAAUGUGACCGUUGUCCUGAAAGGUGGGUGUUAAUACCACACGAAGGUUGUCUCGAGUGUGAUUCGUGUACCGACGCUUUAAUAUUCUCUGUAGAAGACUUGAGUUACAUGUUGUCCAAUGAAAGUGUAGAAUUUAAGGAUAAGGCAGACUCAUUUUUCACUACACAACGACUGAACUAUAUUUCCAACCAAACUGAACAACUUAAGCCCAGGGUAACAGAAUUACGUAAUGUCGAUUUAGGCGAAGUUACAACUGCGGUAAAAGCUUUGGAGACUAGUUCUAAGAAUUUGUUAAGAUCUGCCGAGUUUGCAGCAACCGAUAGCGAAAAUCAGAUCGGAAGGGCUGCGACACUAGCAGCAGACGCUGACAAAAUUUUAGCGUCGGUUCGGGACAACGGUCAGAGAGCUAAAGAUAUCGUUACACACGUUAGUGACUUGGCCACAGGCCUGGAACUCAGUCAACAACCUAAAGUAGACAGCGCUUUAGCAGAAGCUCGGCAAAUUAAGAGCGACAUUUUAGCCAAAGACCUCAAGCCAAAGGAAGAAUUAGCAAUUAGUGCAAUAAAUAAUGUCGACAAUCAAAUAGAACGAAUGAAUAUUUUCGUCCAACCUGUUAUUGAACAAACAAAGAGGUUCCAAAUAUUAGUAAACAAAACAAAAGACUUGAAGGGAAAGUUAGACGAAAUGUUACAAUACACGAAUAUUGCACAGAAAACUGCUGAUGAAGCUAAGAUGUUGAAUGAUAAGAAUAGAGAAUCAAAGUUUGGAAACAAAGUUCUAUCGGUCACCAAAUUAAACAGUGCAGCUAUGAAAGAUCUUAUUGAUGCCGCUUUAGAUAUAAAUAAUGCCACAUUCUUCAAUGCUUUGUCUGGAGGUAUCGUAAAUAUUUCUUCGAAAAGAUUAGAAGAUUUAAACAACGGUAACAACGAAAUUGAAGAAAUGCUAGAACUUUUAAAGGAUGAUUUUCCAAAUCUAACAAAUUUGACUGACGUAGCUUUGCAUCAUGCAGAAGGAUUAAGAAACAGGGCGGACAGUCUACGUGCUUUAGCAGAAAGGGAAAAUAACAACACUAGGACACAACAUGCUUAUAGUGCAGCCUCUGCAUAUUCUUCUAUUGUACAAGAAAUCAGUGACGCGAAAAAAGCAGGCGAUGAAGCAGAAUCAUCAAUUCUAAACGCCACGAAGAUCAAUAAUAUUCUACAAGAAAACGUCACCCCAGCAAAGAAUAAAUCAAUGACACUGUCAGAAACUGCUUUAAGUGCUCAACAGACCGUUGAACAAAAGCUAAGGCCUAAUCUUACCCGUGCAGAGGAAGCAUUAAAAGACGCAUGGAAGAUUCUUGGUGAUGCGGACGAUGAAAAUAAUGCAAUACAGUUAUCACUUCCGACCAGCACAUCAACUUCACUGGAAGCCGAAACUCAAAAAGCUUCUAAAGUAAUGGAAACUGUCAAAAUCACGAGUAAUAUAAUGUCGCAACUAGGCAAGGAUCUUGCUUCUAGUAAGGAAUGGGCUCAGUCUCUACCAAAAGUAGCUGACGAUGCACAAAAGAUGACAUCGAAUAUUGAGAACCUAGUGAAUAACAUCAAAGAUAUGGAUCCUAAGAUUUCUUCCCAGUACCGUGUUGUAAAAAUGAAACAGGAAAGUCUGGAACAACGUCGCAAAGAAGCAGAUGAAAGGUUGAAGAAAUUGAGAGAAUUAGUUGAACAGGCCCGUACUGUAGCCAACCGAGUGCAAUUCGGGGUGACAUUCGACCGUUGGUCAACACUACAACCGAGACUUCCUGAUACUGUUGACGAAAUGUCUACAUCCACUCACGUAUCUACAUACUUCCGCACCAAAGAAAAGAACGGAUUCAUACUUUACUUAGGCAAUCCAAAAGACACAAUGCUCAGGCGAACAAAAUCUGAUGACUUUAUGGUAAUUGGUAUCCAAAAUGGAUAUCCAUAUGUGGUAAUGGACAUCGGCGACAGCGCUGGAAAAGAUCCUACCAAGAUUGGCAGUGAUAAAUUUGUCGCUGAUAAUAAAUGGUAUCAAGUCAUAGUUGACAGAGUCGGGCGGAAUGUCAAGUUAUCCAUACGCGAAUCUUUAGGCAAUGGCACAGAAUACAUACAUUCGAAAGACGCAACUUUACCAGGACAGCAUACCAUCUUCAAUUUGGACAGACAAAAGUCCAAACUUUAUGUCGGUGGUGUUCCAUCUGAUGCGCAACUGCAAGGAGUGAGCUUCCCAGCAUUUGAAGGUCAAAUAGAAGAACUUAUGAUAGGUGAUACACCUGUAGGAUUGUGGAACUUCAUCAGUGCUGAUAAUUUGAAGGGAGCUAGACAGAGAGACAAAUUGAUAACAUCACAGAGUGGGCCACAAGAGUAUCGAUUCAAUGGUCGGUCUCACGUUACAAUGCCAGGCAGAGGAUACCUUGUUCCACAGAAGAACCACGUGCUUCUCUUCUUUAGAACAUAUGCUCCCGAUGGCCUGAUAUAUCUAGUUGGAGAAGGUAGUCACUUCUUCUCCCUUCAGAUGCAGGAUGGACGCAUUUACUUACAGGUAUCUCUCGGAAACCCUGACGAUCUGACUAUAAUUGGGACAACGAAAGCUUACAAUGAUGGCAAAUGGCAUAGACUAGAUGCUGGAAGAUAUUUGACUACAUGUUCACUCAAAGUCGAUGGCGAAGUUCUUAAGACAGUUUCAACUUCAGAAACGAAAGAAAUCCCCGAUCUAGACACGAUGAACUUUGGUGGAAACAAUAAAGGAAUUAUACAAGUUACUAGUAAAGGAUUUGACGGUUGCAUUCGACAAAUUAGUAUAGAUGGUGUAAACAUUGAUCUGAGCGAAAACAUAGAGUCUGUUGGCAUAGCUUAUGGCUGUCAGUUCGCAUCACUUGUCUCUCUAUCGGGCGACAACAGUUAUCUACGCUACGUUAAUCUUACAACAGAAAACUUACAAUUGACAUUGAAAUUUAAAACAUCCAAAGCAGAUGGACUUAUUUUUGUAUAUUUAAGUAGAACUCAAACUACUACAAUGUCCGAUAGUAUAUCCUUAUCGUUAAUUGGCGGUAAAUUAGUGCUAAUGAGCCAACGAGAACAGCUUGACACAGGCCUCGGUACAUACAACGAUUCUCAGUGGCACGUCGUCACCGUAACGCACAAUGACCAAGCGUUACGGCUAGUUGUGGACGAUUUUGAUUACUUCAGUACUGACACAGCGCCAGCUCCACUGCACAUACUUGAUGGAGUGUUAUUUGUGGGCGGCGUACAACCGGGCUACGUAGUCGGUGGCAAAGUUGGGUCCAAAGCACCUUUCCAGGGAUGCAUAGCUGACGCUACAAUAAAUGGCAGGAUGCUUAACCUGCUCGAACCCUUCAGUAAUAACAGCGUCAUAUUUGGCAGAUGUGGCACAACAACUACAACAGGCGGCGUGCCCCCAGAUCGCUUGAUCUGGGCGGCACCCGCGCCGGUCGACGUGCUUCCCACGCCCACGUCACUGCCGCCAUUGGCCACACCUGCCCCAGACGUUGUAACCGUUAAAGUUAAUCCAGAAGAAAAUGAAAUCGUGACAAUGACACCUACAGCACCGCCAACUACAACAAGAGCGCCAUUCAAAAUAACAACGACGACCGUCCGACCAUCCACCACCACUCGAAGACCUCCGCCCCAGCCAGAAGCUGGGUGCGCAUUGGCUUAUGACACACACUAUGGCUUUGGUGACCCUUCAGAAGGAUACAGAUUCGGCACUCGCAAUGACAGUCGCAUAGAAUAUUCCAAGUUGCCAGGCCGCCAGCGGGAAGGGUUUGACUUCACGAUCACCUUCCGUACAUUCGACCAGCAUGGCGGUCUUAUUUUCUACGCCGAGGCUGAUAAGGCCCCUGGCCAGUUCUUAGCAUUGUAUAUGAAAGACGCAAAGCUUCAUUUCACAUUCAAUUGCGGUGGAGAAACCGCUUUCGUACAAUCAACACAAACAUAUAAUGGGACAGAAUGGCACACAGUGACCUUAGUCAGGAAAGAAGGUCAUGGAAAAUUAACUGUUGAUUCAGAGCGCAUCGGGGAAGCUAGUGUUACAUGCAUAUCACCAGCUAUUUUAACACCACCAUUCUACUAUGGAGGUCUCGGCAAUUUGUCUUCUGGAAUCCGCCAGAAUCUCAUGGACUUCUACCAGCCAUUUAAGGGAUGUCUAAAGGGACUGAUGAUGAACGGACAGUAUGUUACUGACAUUAUGUAUCGUGUCAACUCACUGCGUUGCACUGACAACAUUGAACCUGGUGUCUACUUUGGUCCAUCUAAUAAUGUUCACAGUAACUAUUUGAAGCUUCUCGAAAACUUCAAAGUUGGCUUUGAGAUUUCCAUCUCGAUGGAAGUGAAGCCGCGGAAUUCCACGGGUUUGCUGUUGAGUGUACACGGCAAGCGAGAUUUUAUGAUCCUCGAGCUACUGGAGAAUGAGGUUAUUGCUAAUGUUGAGAAUGGAAAGGGACCUUUCCAUGCAAGUUAUAAACUAGGCAAUAAGUUUACACUAUGUGAUGGGAAUUGGCACAAAAUUCAUGCUGUAAAAUCUCGGCAUGUGGUUUCCGUUGGUGUGGACGGCCACUUUUCCGACGCUGGUCUGGGACAGUCUGGUUCCACGGACACCAGAUCUGCGCUUUAUAUCGGUGGACACGAGCGGCCGAUAUCGAAGGUGCGUGGCGUUCGGUCUCGCCGUGGCUUUACUGGCUGCAUCAGGAAUAUCGUCAUCAGGGAAACACCAGUUCAAAUACCCCUGACUGCCGCCGGCCGUAAUACCCAUGUUGGUGUCUGUCCAACUGAUUAAUAUUUUUCUUCAACUCUAAACCUAAAUGUAUUACUACAUAAUGCAUAAAAUUUAAUUAUUCUAUCAAGUCCAUUUCGCUUCAUGAC
Papilio machaon (common yellow swallowtail) is the source of this 11177-nucleotide messenger RNA. It is a transcript of the gene LanA, whose product is annotated as laminin subunit alpha. The transcript is spliced from 62 exons. Gene Ontology annotation, biological process: axon guidance; cell adhesion. The record is from RefSeq and is a predicted model, not a curated record. NCBI's taxonomy places the organism in Eukaryota, Metazoa, Arthropoda, Insecta, Lepidoptera, Papilionidae. Gene Ontology annotation, molecular function: protein binding; extracellular matrix structural constituent. Bases 43 to 11091 code for a protein of 3682 amino acids. Gene Ontology annotation, cellular component: basement membrane.